This is a messenger RNA of Drosophila bipectinata, 1672 nucleotides long. RefSeq lists its product as uncharacterized. Lineage: Eukaryota; Metazoa; Arthropoda; Insecta; Diptera; Drosophilidae. The record is from RefSeq and is a predicted model, not a curated record.
UUGCCCCCAUAAACCCAUAUUCAGUGUCUCUCAAGAACUCAGGAUGAGAGACAUCUUGGGACUGAUCCUGUUAUUGUGCAGUGCACUUGCAUUUCAACCUGUUAUAGCCAAUGCAACUACCACAACAGAACGACCAAUAUGCAUACUGGACCCCCUUCUACCAAGCUGCCGUACCGCUGCUACGACUGAAUCGACAACUACUGAAAAAGAAACAACAUCCACUGCUAUUCCCACAUCAACGACAGCAACUUCCGCUACAACAUCAGCGGGAACAACAUCCACAGCUAUCCCUACAACAACCACAGCAGCUUCCGCAACUACUGAAGGAGUAACAACAUCCACAGCUAUACCCACAACAACCACCGCAGCUACGACAACUACUGCAGAAGCAACAACAUCCACAGCUAUCCCCACAACAACCACCGCAGCUACCACAACUACUACAGAAGCAACAACAUCCACAGCUAUCCCCACAACAACCACCGCUGCUACCACAACUACUACAGAAGCAACAACAUCCACAGCUAUCCCCACAGCAACCACCGGAGCUACCACAACUACUACAGAAGCAACAACAUCCACAGCUAUCCCCACAACAACCACCGCAGCUACCACAACUACUACAGAAGCAACAACAUCCACAGCUAUCCCCACAACAACCACCGCUGCUACCACAACUACUACAGAAGCAACAACAUCCACAGCUAUCCCCACAACAACCACCGCUGCUACCACAACUACUACAGAAGCAACAACAUCCACAGCUAUCCCCACAACAACCACCGCAGCUACCACAACUACUACAGAAGCAACAACAUCCACAGCUAUCCCCACAACAACCACCGCAGCUACCACAACUACAACAGAAGCAACAACAUCCACAGCUAUCCCGACAACAACCACCGCAGCUACCACAACUACUACAGAAGCAACAACAUCCACAGCUAUCCCGACAACAACCACCGCAGCUACCACAACUACUACAGUAGCUACUACAACAUCCACAGCUAUCCCCACAACAACCACCGCAGCUACCACAACUUCUACAGAAGCAACGACAUCCACAGCUGUCCCCACAACAACCACGGGAACAACAUCCACAGCUGUUCCCACUUCAACCACGGGAACCACAUCCACAGCUAUUCCCACUUCAACCACGGGAACGACAUCCACAGCUAUUCCUACUUCCACCACGGGAACAACAUCCACUGCUAUUCCUACUUCAACCACUGGAACAACAUCCACAGCUGUUCCCACUUCAACAACGGGAACAACAUCCACUGCUAUUCCCACAUCAACCACGGGAACCACAUCCACUGCUAUUCCCACAUCAUCCACGGAAACUUCCACAACUACUUCCACAACUGUGGGGUAUCCAUGUAACGAGUUUCCAUUGUUACCAAUAUGCUUGCAAAGCAGUACAAGCACGACGACGUCUAAGACAACAACGUCCACAAAUAAUCAACACCAUCAACACCAUCACUACCAUAAUCGGCCUGGCUUUCCGUUCGCACCACCGCCUCCUCCGCCCCCACCACCGUUUCCAUUCCCUAUCAACUUAGCUACUGCUGAUGCCGAGGUUGUUGCAAUCUUACCUUUUCCUCCACUGAUAGCACCACCCCCACCCCCACCUCCACGUCACCCAUCUUUUGGAAACCUUUUCGGAAAAUAG